Chlorocebus sabaeus (green monkey) is the source of this 1953-nucleotide messenger RNA. RefSeq names its product inosine monophosphate dehydrogenase 2 (gene IMPDH2). Gene Ontology annotation, cellular component: cytoplasm. Gene Ontology annotation, molecular function: IMP dehydrogenase activity. Gene Ontology annotation, biological process: GTP biosynthetic process. The record is from RefSeq and is a predicted model, not a curated record. Lineage: Eukaryota; Metazoa; Chordata; Mammalia; Primates; Cercopithecidae.
AUUGAACUGGCCGGGGUCCUGCGGGGAGUGGGGUGGGACUUGAAAUCAGCUCCUCAGUGACGAGGCCAGUGUGUGCUGUACGCAUGCGCUGUUUCUUCAGCGGCAGCUCCGCCCCCGCCGCAGCGAAGCGGGUCUGUUCCGGCCGCGCGUACUACGACCUGACGUCAGCAACGUGCGCGGCGCAGUGACGAAGUCGGCUGUUUUAUAUUGGCGCGGCCCAGACGGUAGAGGUCUCUGCGGCGCGGUCCUGGGAGACACGCGGCGGUGUCCUGUGUUGACCAUGGCCGACUACCUGAUUAGUGGGGGCACGUCCUACGUGCCAGACGACGGACUCACAGCACAGCAGCUCUUCAACUGCGGAGACGGCCUCACCUACAAUGACUUUCUCAUUCUCCCUGGGUACAUCGACUUCACUGCAGACCAGGUGGACCUGACUUCUGCUCUGACCAAGAAAAUCACUCUUAAGACCCCAUUGGUUUCCUCUCCCAUGGACACAGUCACAGAGGCUGGGAUGGCCAUAGCAAUGGCGCUUACAGGUGGUAUUGGCUUCAUCCACCACAACUGUACACCUGAAUUCCAGGCCAAUGAAGUUCGGAAAGUGAAGAAAUACGAACAGGGAUUCAUCACAGACCCUGUGGUCCUCAGUCCCAAGGAUCGUGUGCGGGAUGUUUUUGAGGCCAAGGCCCGGCAUGGUUUCUGCGGUAUCCCAAUCACAGACACAGGCCGGAUGGGGAGCCGCUUGGUGGGCAUCAUCUCCUCCAGGGAUAUUGAUUUUCUCAAAGAGGAGGAACAUGACUGUUUAUUGGAAGAGAUAAUGACAAAGAGGGAAGACUUGGUGGUAGCCCCUGCAGGCAUCACUCUGAAGGAGGCAAACGAAAUUCUGCAGCGCAGCAAGAAGGGAAAGUUGCCCAUUGUAAAUGAAGAUGAUGAGCUUGUGGCCAUCAUUGCCCGGACGGACCUGAAGAAGAACCGGGACUACCCACUAGCCUCCAAAGAUGCCAAGAAACAGCUGCUGUGUGGGGCAGCCAUUGGCACUCAUGAAGAUGACAAGUAUAGGCUGGACUUGCUCGCCCAGGCUGGUGUGGAUGUAGUGGUUUUGGACUCUUCCCAGGGAAAUUCCAUCUUCCAGAUCAAUAUGAUCAAGUACAUCAAAGAGAAAUACCCCAAUCUCCAAGUCAUUGGAGGCAAUGUGGUCACUGCUGCCCAGGCCAAGAACCUCAUUGAUGCAGGUGUGGAUGCCCUGCGGGUGGGCAUGGGAAGUGGCUCCAUCUGCAUUACCCAGGAAGUGGCUCCCAAGAUCCCUCCAGACAUAAAGUCCCACAGCCCCAAAUGCCCUUCUACUGUCACAGGUUGCUAUAUGCUGGCCUGUGGGCGGCCCCAAGCAACAGCAGUGUACAAGGUGUCAGAGUAUGCACGGCGCUUUGGUGUUCCAGUCAUCGCUGAUGGAGGAAUCCAAAAUGUGGGUCAUAUUGCAAAAGCUUUGGCCCUUGGGGCUUCCACAGUCAUGAUGGGCUCUCUCCUGGCUGCCACCACUGAGGCCCCUGGUGAGUACUUCUUUUCCGAUGGGAUCCGGCUAAAGAAGUAUCGCGGUAUGGGUUCUCUUGAUGCCAUGGACAAGCACCUCAGCAGCCAGAACAGAUAUUUCAGUGAAGCUGACAAAAUCAAAGUGGCCCAGGGGGUGUCUGGUGCUGUGCAGGACAAAGGGUCCAUCCACAAAUUUGUCCCUUACCUGAUUGCUGGCAUCCAACACUCAUGCCAGGACAUUGGUGCCAAGAGCUUGACCCAAGUCCGAGCCAUGAUGUACUCUGGGGAGCUUAAGUUUGAGAAGAGAACGUCCUCAGCCCAGGUGGAAGGUGGUGUCCAUAGCCUCCAUUCGUAUGAGAAGCGGCUUUUCUGAACAGGGAUCCAGCACACCUCCCUCGGUUUUUUCAAUAAAAGUUUAGAAAGAAAAAA